UCAACUUCUGAAAAUCAAGCAUGGAAGACUUUGAUCUUAGCAAAACUGAGUUGUUAGCCGUAAUUAUCUUCCAUUUUCUGUUCUUUCACUUUCCAGUUUCCACAGCAUUUUCAGAGCAACGAGAUUAAGUGGUGGAGGGUAAAUGGAUGAUACUAUCAAUUUCGUGGUCUCUUCUUUUACUCUUGCAGGAAGGGGUUCCCGGUGGUUGGUGGAGAUGAGUACUGUGACAGAAUCAAAGUGACUGUGCCCACUGAUCAAGUCUCCGAAUGGUAUAGAGGUUACUUUGUGAUAUUAAUUAAGAGCUCGUUUGGAUACGGACUAAAGAAUACUUAUCAGAACUUAUCUACUUGAAUAAGCACUUGAUAAGCUCCAAUAAGUUCUCGUUAGUCCGCAUCCAAACAGGCUCUUAAAAAUAUAAACCUAACUCAUUAUGAGUUAUAACUAGUAAUUUUAGUGCUCCACUGGUGCACCCUUCCUUACAAGAACACCAUAACCUUUGCCUAUUCUAUCUUAAAGUAUUUUAAGAUGAUAGGAGUAUGCAGCUCCGGCUCAAGAAUUCUUAGAAAAAACAAAAGAAAUUCAAUUUCCAGAUCUUUCAAGAAAUCGAGAAGUUGACUAGACAUUUUUAUAUGGAAAAUGUUGGGUUUUCAAAGCAGUGCUAUUGGAGAGGAAGGAGUGCUGUCGGAGAGGAAGGUUGGCAAAUGGCAAUAACUUCAACUAAACAGUGUUGAUCUCUGUGUGAGAGGGAAUAGCCACAAUGGCCAUAUGGAGAUAGUAAAUUUCACAAGAAACAAAGAAGCAGGUCCAAUGGCGUUUGUGUGUGUUUCGGUGCAGCUAACAAAUAUAAUAUCUCUCAUUUUUGUUGGCCAUUCGGAUGAGCUUCUUUGGCUACUUCAUUUGUGAAUGUCAUUGGCCUUGAAGUUGAGAGUUUGAUCAAGCAAAACAAACUCUGAGAAAACUGUCUCUCCUUUUGCAACUAAGAAGCAGGUAGUACGAAGAGAAAUGGAGAGUGAACACCAAAAGGCAUCUCUCCACUCUCCUUUGAUUCAAAGCUCAAGGGCAACAACAGAAAGAAGAGAAGUUCUUGAAGAAGUUAAGAAGCAGUUAUGGCUAGCAGGACCUUUAAUAUGUGUGAGUCUCCUAAAUUAUAGCCUAAAUAUCAUAUCCGUCAUGUUUGUUGGACAUCUCGGUGAGUUGGCUCUCUCUGGUGCUUCCAUGGCCACUUCUUUUGCAUCUGUCACAGGUUUCAGUUUCUUGGUAGGAAUGGCAAGCGCCUUGGACACCUUAUGUGGCCAGUCAUAUGGAGCAAAGCAGUAUCAAAUUUUAGGCAUACACAUGCAGAGGGCCAUGUUCAUUCUUAUGAUUGUAAGCAUUCCACUUGCAGUUAUUUGGGCAAACACAAGAUCCAUUCUUGUUUUCCUUGGCCAAGAUCCUGAAAUAUCUACAGCAGCUGGGGAGUAUGCCAAGUUAAUGGUACCAAGUCUUUUUGGUUAUGGUCUUCUGCAGUGCCUCAACAGGUUCUUGCAAACCCAAAAUAUUGUAUUUCCAAUGAUGCUCAUCUCAGGAGUGACUACGUCACUACACUUUUUAAUAUGUUGGAUUAUGGUAUUCAAGUCUGGACUAGGGUACAGAGGGGCUGCUGUAGCAAAUUCUAUCUCUUAUUGGGUAAAUGUUUUCAUACUCUCACUUUAUGUCAAGUUUUCUCCCUCGUGUAAAAAAACAUGGACCGGCUUUUCCAGAAAGGCACUGCACAGCCUCCCCACUUUCUUGAGGCUUGCCAUUCCUUCAGCUGCUAUGAUUUGCUUGGAAAUGUGGUCGUUUGAAAUGAUGGUUCUCCUUUCCGGUAUUCUUCCAAAUCCAAAGUUGGAAACAUCAGUGCUUUCUAUCUGGUCGGUUUCAUAUUUCAGAUGUUUUUCACAUUUGUUUCAUAUUUUCAUCUACAUAUUAAUUGUGGGUGACUUGUGUGCUUUUGUCAGCUUGAAUACAGCAUCAACUGUUUGGAUGAUUCCUUUUGGACUCAGUGGAUCUGUAAGCAUUCGGGUCUCAAAUGAACUUGGAGCUGGUCAUCCACGUGCUGCACGUUUAGCAGUGUCUGUUGUCUCAGUCCUAGCCAUUGUUGAGGGUAGCUUAGUUGCGACAGUGUUGAUACUAAUACGCAAUAUAUGGGGCUAUGCAUAUAGUAAUGAAGUUGAAGUUGUCAAAUAUGUGGCAACUAUGAUGCCAAUUCUUGCAAUUUCCCACUUUAUAGAUGCAUUCCAGAGCGUUCUUUCAGGAACUGCUAGAGGAUGUGGUUGGCAGACAAUUGGAGCAUUUGUCAAUCUGGGGUCAUAUUAUUUAGUUGGAAUUCCAUCAGCUAUUGUGUUAGCUUUUGUAUUGCAUCUUGGCGGCAAGGGUUUGUGGCUGGGGAUCGUAUGUGCACUCACUGUUCAACUAGUUUCUCUAAUGAUCAUUACUACACGUACUGAUUGGGAGCAAGAGGCAAAGAAGGCCACAGAUAGAGUCUACGACUCAAUAAUUCCAGAGACCACAGUCUCAUGAAGCUGCAAUAUCUCUGCAGAUACGCAUUCUGAAUAAAGUCUAUUUGGACGAAAGCAAUGAGUUUUGUUUAAGUCUUUGAGGUAGAAAGUGUAGGUCCAGUUUUACAUGGUCUAAAUGAUAGAUCUUGAUAAUAUAGAAUAGUGUACAAUAUAUGAUGUAGCUGGCCAUUGGAUUUGUUGGGGGACAUCUCAAAUUUUAUCAAGGGAAAAGAAGAUUUUGGUGUACUGUAAGUGUGUAAAAGUCAGUCAUUAUCUGAAUUGGUUUUAUACUAGAUACAAUAUUGUAUGAUUACACAAGUUUAUUAAUAUUUUUAGUUGGAUUAAUAUUUUAUGA
Molecule: messenger RNA, 2871 nt
Organism: Lotus japonicus
Lineage: Eukaryota; Viridiplantae; Streptophyta; Magnoliopsida; Fabales; Fabaceae
Product: protein DETOXIFICATION 16-like
Exons: 10
Coding region: 1003-2538 (511 amino acids)
Biological process (GO): xenobiotic detoxification by transmembrane export across the plasma membrane
Cellular component (GO): membrane
Molecular function (GO): antiporter activity; xenobiotic transmembrane transporter activity
Source: RefSeq, a predicted model, not a curated record